GCUGUGUUUUUAAAUUCCCCCGCGUUGUGAGGACUGGGUCUCAACCUUCAUGAUUCUGAUACUUUUGUCUUUGAGAAAUUACAUUAAUAUUCAGAUGCUGGGCUUUUAUGCAAAUUAAUCCAGUUGUUAUGCCUUCUUAAUACGAAUAAUCGAGUCGUAUGUUUGCAGGAACAAACUCGCAUCGUUUGCUCCUCAAAUCAAUCGCUUUUCGUGAAGGCAGAUUGUUUAACAGAUGAUGCAACUAAAAAUGGUCAUUUAUCCAACUGAGAUUAUUCUAGCAGCUUGUAUUAGUUUUCUAGCAGGACAAUCCAUUUCAUUGACGCCAUCCCCCAGUAUUCAACAAACGAUAACCAGUGUUCCCAAUCAGACAGCGACCGUCAAUAUGUCUAUGACAGUAUCGUCCAAUUAUUCACUAAUUCAACAACAAACAUCCUCUGUAAAUCCUUCAUCAGUAGUGACUGUCAGUUUCCACAGCAGCGUAACGAGUACCUCCCCAACUACCUUCCCAACUACAACAAAAGAUGAUGAAGAUGACGAUAUUGAAGAUGACUCAGAAGAAAAGAAAAAGAUUGCACUCAUCGCUGCAAGUUGCACGGGUGGAUUUGUGUUACUCGUGGGACUAACUCUCAUCAUAUGGACUCACAUAAGAAGUAAAAACACAUAACGGACAAUAAACAAGCUGAUAAGAAUACACAUUAAUUGCCCUACCACUUGUUACACACACGACAGAAGAAAAUGAAGGAUGACACGUCUAACUGACGGAGCUAUAACGAAUCAUUAUUAAACUAUUUUCGCACGCGGUACGCGGUUAAUCGCAAAGCGCCACACAUGCGCGCUCUGUUGUCAAAAAAAAUCCUCUAGGACAAUCGUCCUGCCCUGAAGGUAGGCUCGAUUUCCACUGCUCUCUCGAGUCUUGUUUACGUUCCUACAGCGGCUGGUAAUCGAGCCUACCCUGAAAGCUACCAAGAAGUUUAUUUUACGCCGACAGCAUGAAACAAGACGUUAUAUUCCCUUAAAAACCGACAGGUUCAGCUUGCUUGCUAACCCAAGUAGAGGCUGCAACAGCCCACCGUAUGCAUGUAUUAGAAUUAUGAUGAAAUAUAGCUAUUAACCAAUUAUUCCCAAUAGUAUGUAUUAGGUACGCUUCGACAGCAUAUCAGGCGAGACUGGUCAAGCCCGGGUUCGUAUUUUGGCGAGACUGAGCAGUCGAGCCAAAAUACCCAGGGCGAACCCAACUGUGCAAUAGUAUUUGGACCAAUCAGGCGAGUAAUUUCAAAAUCGCGCUUGAUUACAUACAUACGUAAAUGACUUUAUUUUGUCUCGAAUUUAUAGUGUAACUAGGCCUGUAGUGUAGCUAAGGAACUAAUAUCUUCGAGAAAAAUAAACAUUGUAAAUAUAUAAACAAGUACUACUACUAACUAAUAUGUUUGAUUACAUAAUGAAACAAAAAUGAACUAGUGCAGUUUCAUGCCUGAAAGGAGACUGUUUUCGCGAGGCGUUUGAAAACCAGUUAUUACUCCCUGAAUUGUACAACUCGAGCUCCAAUUACCAAUUAAGGUUAUUAAGAACUUCUUUUGAACAAAAAAACUCUGUUCACUGUUCUCAAUGGUUUGAAGGCGACUUUGAUUUGUUGUUGCCUCAAGAUUCGACUAACCCUUUCCGAAAUGUCCUGCAAAUAGGCUAGCACCACGAAACCAUUGGAUGGUAGAUCGGUAGGGAGUUUCGACAGCGAUCCUUCGCAGCUACUGAUGAAGGAUGAGGGAUAAUUUCGCAGUACAGCCUUGACUCGUUUCAUUUCUUCGCGUUUCCCUUUCUGUGUUGAUGGGAUGUUCUGUGCCCUGCGCAGCAAGGUACUGACUACAGAUCUCCUAUGGCACGAGUUUCUAAGCGUGCAUUCGACGUGCUGCUUUUUGAAUCCCGGGUACUAUAACAUUAAUAUUUCAACUGAUGAAGGCUCAAGCGCCAGCCGAAACGUCUUGAACGAAACAUAAAAGAAUAGUGAGAGUCAGACCAUCAUCUUACAAGCAGGGUUUUACCAAAACCAAAUUUCUCACUUGCUCGAGUCAGUCAGUGAAGAACUCGUGAGUCACAGAAGGAAUAACAUUUUUUUAUUAGUUCAGUGGAGGUUAGAACCUCCUUGUACAACAUAAUAAACAGCACCACGUGGAAGUGGAGAGGCUUUCAACUCAGGGCAAUCACAAAUUACACAGACAAUCCAGUGAACCAGUCAAAUCUCAAAGCAAAUAUAUGUAUCCCACGCAAAACACGGGAAAGCGUGUGCAAGUGAGUCACGAUUGGUUUUGGAUUUACUUCUGAUUGGACGACAAAGUGGGGCAAGUUUUAAACCAAUCGCUUAGUGCAGUAUUAUAAAACGAAAGCAGAAGCCAAUAAAGUCCUAAAGUGAUGACGUCACAAAAAUAAAAUUUUUGAAAUUAUGGGAUUUGAUAUAAUAUUCUUAUAGAGGAUCCUAAAAGAUGCCCUCAUCCCAAAAAUUAGCUCUGAAUUGCAAUUCCUGAUAGAGAUAUAAGGGAUCAAAGUUUGAUAGCAUCCCAUA
Messenger RNA from Orbicella faveolata, 2554 nucleotides. RefSeq lists its product as uncharacterized. Lineage: Eukaryota; Metazoa; Cnidaria; Anthozoa; Scleractinia; Merulinidae. The record is from RefSeq and is a predicted model, not a curated record.